Molecule: messenger RNA, 1593 nt
Organism: Dissoconium aciculare CBS 342.82
Lineage: Eukaryota; Fungi; Ascomycota; Dothideomycetes; Mycosphaerellales; Dissoconiaceae
Exons: 1
Coding region: 204-1409 (401 amino acids)
Source: RefSeq, a predicted model, not a curated record
CGCCAUCUUGAAGAAGGACAUCCUAGCUUACAACAAGAUAACGAGAUAUAAGAUGCUGACCAUGUGGCACUCGCGUGGCUUUUGUCAGAUGUGCUUGUUCAUUCCCUCUCCAACUUAUCCUCCUUGAGACCAUCCUCUUUCGGAAGGAAAUUUUCAUCGGCACCUUGACAGAUUGGAUUACGCCGAUAAAGAAUUAGAUCGCAAUGCGGCUUCUUAAUACUGAAACCCUCCAGCUCAGCAACGACAGUGCUCAUCCCGCGACACAUCAGUAUGCGAUUCUUUCACAUCGAUGGCAGCAGCCCGAGGUCACAUUUGCAGAGCUGAACGGCGAUCCGAAUUAUCUCAAGAACGACGCCUUGCAAACUCCUUCGGCCAAGAAGAUCAGACAAGCUUGCCAAGUAGCCCGACACCGUGAUCCGCCUGUAGAAUGGAUCUGGAUCGACACGUGCUGUAUUGACAAAUCCAACGCCGUCGAGGAAGGAAGAUGCAUCAACUCCAUGAUGGAGUGGUACAGCAAAUCAUCAGUCUGCAUCACUUUCCUCUACGAUGUAGAUGGCUUGUCCACGAACCACCCGAGAUCGGAGUGGUUUGAUCGUGGUUGGUGCUUGCAGGAAUUGGUCGCGCCGCGAUAUAUGGAAUUUUUCGGACGGAAUUGGAAUUUCAUCGGCGUCAAACAUCAAUUAGCCAACGAGCUCCAGCAUUGGUCAGGUAUCGAAACGAAGUACCUCACCGGACAGGCUCAUUUCAGCGAUGCGAGCGUCGCAACGCGGAUGAGUUGGAUGGCGGGCAGAACAACCACUGUCGUUGAGGACAUCGCAUACAGUCUGCUCGGCCUGCUCGGUGUAUACCUCGCUCCUCAGUACGGUGAGGGGGUCCAAGCCUUUGCACGACUGCAGAAGACUCUACUGGAGACGUCACUCGACGAGUCAUUAUUCGCGUGGACAAUCCCCCAGCACGGCCUCCAAUGCUACCGUAGCCUCGGCAGCUCCAUCGCCUGGGCGCCCAAAGAAUGGGGCCUCCUCGCGCCCUCCCCGGACUGUUUCGCGCAAUCCGCAGGAAUCGUCGUCGAUCCUUCAAAAGUCGUCUCCCGCCCCUUCGGCGGCAUCGGAUUGACCGCCCGCGGCGUCCUCAUCAAUUCCCCACUCAAAGGCCAUACGGAUGUCAUGAAUUUCCUCGGUCGGCCGCGCAGUCAUAUCAUUCUCAUCCUGAACUGCUGGGCGAGCUUUGAUCGUAAGGCGCCGACUAUGCAUAUCGAGCUGGUGAAGCGCGAGGAUGAGUAUGUGAGGGUCCAUUGCGAGGAGCUGCUGCAGAAGGUCGGUGCCAGGGUGCCGGCGAAUCAGACCAUGGGCGUGGAGAUUCCGAUCCCUUAUCAACUCACGGUGUUUCAGCCGACUUUCAAUCUAAGAUAGAAGCUGAAUUGACGUGCUUGCCGUACCGCAUGAGCAAACAUAAUUCUGCAUAUACUUUCAUCAUAGAGUAACAAUCCGACUGAGCGAAACAUUGGGCGCUGAUGCGAGGUGGCAGGAAAUUUCACUGGAUGUGAGGGAUUCGGAAUAUCGAACUCUCAUUUUGCGUGGAAAUUGAACAUCUUCU